This is a messenger RNA of Aspergillus calidoustus, 7389 nucleotides long. The record is from the annotation of a GenBank genome assembly. NCBI's taxonomy places the organism in Eukaryota, Fungi, Ascomycota, Eurotiomycetes, Eurotiales, Aspergillaceae.
AUGGGACCCCAGACCCCAUCUUCGGAACCUCCACGCCCGGUGACUGUGUUCUUUGGGCCUGUCUACCCAGAGCUAACCCAAUCCAGUUCGCGUAUCCGACAAUACCUCGCGGAUAAAGCAUCCGCAGGAUGGCUGGACGAUACCCUACAGGGGCUGCCAUCUACCUGGCAAGAUAUCAUGCGGCAAUGGCCAGCUCUCAAGAAGAUUCCAGGCGAGUCACUGCUCCGACAGCUGACCCAAUACCUAUGCCGCGAGUCAUCCUGCCCCGUUGGGGAUACACUGAACUUGUUGCUUGUUCCGGUUACCGUGUUGCGGCACAUUGUCGAAUUCCAACAGCUCAAAGAUGAGAAAAAGCAUUUGGAGAUCAGAGACGUCCAAGGAUUUUGCGUUGGAGUGCUUGCUGCUAUUACAGCAUCCUGGGAGCACGAUGAUGCGGAAUUCCCCAAGGUUGUCAGUACCGUUCUCCGCGUGGCUGUCUGUAUCGGGGCACUAGUCGACCUGGAUGAAGUCAACGGAUCCUCUUCCAAGUCUAUGGCUGUACGGUGGAAGACAAAAUGCGAGUACAGACAUCUUGGGCAAGUACUGGAGCGGUACAAGGGCUAUAUCGCCUGCAUGAUCAAGACAAACGGCGCCACAGUCACAGUACCCACUGCAAACUACCUGUCCUUGGCAGAGGAGCUUGAGAGCCACGGCAUCUCGGUCAAGAACCUCCCCCUGCGUGGGAGGUUCCACACCGCCGAUCACAUCCCUGCGAUGAAGCAGUUGCUUGCCCUCUGCGCGAGAGACGCUCGAUUUCAACUGCCAAUCAAGAAAAAUCUACCGUUAUUGCCCCGAUCUAAUGUAGACGGCACUCGGCUUCCGAGCAAUGUGCUGAUGGCAGCAGCGGUCGAGUCCAUUCUGGCCAAGCAGGCCAACUGGAUGCUCACUGUGGCCGAGGCUCUCAACAGCGAGGGCCCGCCAGACGAAAAACACGCCGUGGUCAUCGGAGCGGGGCAGAUCAUCCCGCAGCGAUCCCUCUUGGCCAGUGUCGAGCACAUCGGAGACCAGAUGGCGCCCACUGACACUUCUCUUCAUCGACCGAGUCCAACAAUAGAUAUACGGCCCACUGCGCAGUGCAACGGAACUUCUCCGGAGACUUCGACCCAGGCUGUCUCGGCGCCAAUCGCCGUCACUGGAUUCGCGUGUCGGUACCCCCAGGCAGACUCGGUCGAAGCACUCUGGACGCUACUCGAGCGCGGCCAGUGCACAGUAAGCUCCAUGCCCAACCACCGGCUCAAAGCGGACAGCCUGCAGCGGCAGCCACGAGGACCGUUCUGGGGCAAUUAUCUCGAAAGUCCGGAGAGCUUUGACCAUCGCUUCUUUGGCGUCUCAGCCCGCGAAGCAGAAUCUAUGGAUCCGCAACAAAGGCUCCUGCUCCAGGUUGCGUAUGAAGCCAUCGAGUCAGCCACCUACUGCGGCCUACGCGCUACGAAGCUGCCAGACGAUGUUGGUUGUUAUAUCGGGGUAGGAUCAGAUGAUUACAGCCAGAAUGUGGGCUCGCGCGACGCGACGGCUUUCUCCGCGACGGGGACGCUGCAAGCCUUCAACAGUGGCCGCAUCAGCCACUUUUUCGGGUGGAGCGGACCUUCUAUCACAGUCGAUACGGCCUGUUCUUCUGCGGCGGUGGCCAUUCACCUUGCGUGCCGGGCACUGCAGGCAAAUGAUUGCUCCAUUGCCGUCGCUGGCGGCGUCAAUGUCAUGACAGACCCUCGCUGGUCACAGAACCUCGCCGCCGCCUCCUUUUUAUCUCCAACAGGUGCCUCAAAAGCAUUUGAUGCGGCUGCUGAUGGGUACUGCCGCGGGGAAGGGGCUGGGCUACUGGUUCUCCGGCCAUUGGACGCUGCGCUUCGGGACGGGGAUCCGAUCCAUGCGGUGAUUACAGGAACCUGCGUCAACCAGGGCGCCAACUGUUCUCCAAUCACUGUGCCAGACUCUAAUUCCCAAAGAAGCCUGUACAUGAAAGCCCUGGCGCAGUCUGGCUUGCACCCCGAUGCUGUCUGCUACGUAGAAGCACAUGGGACCGGCACCCAGGUCGGCGACCCGAUCGAGUACGAGAGUAUCCGAUGCACGUUUGGCGGCCCCCAGCGAACUGAAACGGUCUAUAUCGGAUCCAUCAAAGACAACAUCGGGCACACCGAAACCUCAUCGGGAGCUGCAGGCAUGGUGAAGACGAUCCUCAUGAUCCAGAAGCGGCGAAUCCCCAAGCAGGCCAAUUUCUCGUGCUUGAACCCGCGAAUUGUCACCCACGAGCGGGACCAGAUUGCGAUUCCCACGCAGUCGCUCGAAUGGAAAGCAGCGAAGCGUGUGGCUCUGGUCACCAACUACGGAGCUGCUGGAAGUAACGCUGUCAUUGUUGUCAAAGAGCCCAUUAAACCCGGCGUUGAUCGCUCAACAUGGCCUGCGCGUGUCCCGUUCAUCAUUACGGCCAAAACAGAAGAGUCUCUACGCGAAUAUUGCCGCGAGCUUCAGCACACCCUCCUCGCACAGCAGCAAGGGAGUGGCAGCGCGACGCACCACCUCGCAUACAAUCUCGCUGCAAAACAAAACAGGUGCCUGGAAUACCAGCUCUCGUUCUCUUGCGAGCCAGCAGAGGUCGCAACUCGGUUGCAAGACAUCGCGGCUGGUCGUUCAAAGCCCACGAGAUGCACUGCCCCGUCACCCCCAGUUGUCCUCUGUUUUGGUGGUCAGACUGGAGAUACAGCGAGUAUUUCACCAACUCUCGUUGAGAAUUGCGAUAUUCUGCGUUCCCAUUUGACGCAAUGUGAUGAAGUAUGCCACGCGCUCGGUCUCCCUGGUCUGUUCCCAACCAUAUUCAGUCCGGAACCGAGGACGGACCUGGUCAGCCUGCAUUGUAUUCUCUUCUCGAUCCAAUACGCGUCCGCCAAGGCGUGGCUCGACUGUGGCCUCGUGGUGGACCGAAUGAUUGGGCACAGCUUCGGCCAAUUGACCGCCAUUUGUGUCGCCGGUGGUCUAUCGCUUAUUGAUGGCUUGCGUUUGGUCUCAAAGCGGGCGGCACUGAUACAGGAGAAAUGGGGCCCCGAGCGGGGGGUAAUGCUUUCACUCAAAGUCACCAAGACCCAGGUCCAGGAGUUGUUGUGCGCUGCUUCGGGUACUGUGGACGUUGCCUGUUUCAAUGGACCGCAGAGCUUUGUGCUCGCUGGCAAUGAAAAGUCAAUUGCACAGGUGGAAACGCUUUGUGUGCAGAGAGGGCUUGAACACCACAAGAAGCGACUCAGAAAUACACAUGCAUUCCAUUCCCGCCUCGUGGAGCCUCUUCUGCCAGAGCUGUCCCAAGUAGCAGACACACUGGACUACAGCCCACUUCGCAUCCCCGUCGAGGCGUGUUCUGAGGAGCCGGACCAUUGGGCGCGUCUUACAGCAUCCAAAGUCGUACGACAUUCCCGCGAGCCAGUGUACUUUCACCCUGCGGUGCAACGUACGCUCAGGCACAUUCCGGGUCCUUGUGUGUGGCUGGAAGCUGGCAGCGCGUCUCCCAUUGUUGGGAUGGUGCGGCGUGUCGUCAAGGCGUCAGGCCCAGGCGGAGAGCAUACCUACUUGCCGAUUGACUUGCAAGAGUCUACCGCUGAGUGUAACUUGGCCGAUGUGACAAAGGUGCUGUGGUCAAAAGGAGUUCCUGUGCAAUUCUGGGCCUUUCAUGGGUCACCGGCGGGAUAUAAAUGGAUCAACCUCCCACCAUAUCAAUUCAGCAAAACGCGGCAUUGGAUCGACUACGACCCAUACGCCUUCCACCCAACAGGUGCAUUGUCAGAGGAGGAAAAGCAUGACGACGGGCUCCUGCAACUUGUGGAACGCGACGCAAACGGUUGUCUGUUCCGCAUCAACAAUCAAGAUCCGGCCUACCGCAUGUGUACCGAGGGCCAUGCCGUGGUCGACCAGAACCUCUGCCCGGCUUCGCUGUAUGUCGAAAUCGUAGUCAGAGGCGCCAUGACCCUGUCGGCCAACGGUCAGGCAGCGGCGAUGGCUCACAUUGAAGCGCUCAGCAUCUCGGCGCCUCUUGUGGUGGACAUGCCAGGGUCCGUGUGUUUGAGUGUGACGCAGAUUGCCAACAACAACGAUGGCGGGUGGAUGUUCUCCUUGUUCAGCCAGGACGGGGACCGCACUCCAAUCACGCAUGCCACCGGCAAGGUCUUGCUGGAUCCCCAGGCAGCCGGGUCUGCGGCGUCUGCUCGCUUCCACUCAUUGAAGCGCCUCCUGGACCCCGGCCAAUUCGACUCGAUCCCAAAGUCGCCUUCAUCGAAUGGGCUUAAGCGAGCGACGGUCUAUCAGGCGUUCCGUAGAGCCGUCAACUACGCCGACUACUAUCGUGGCGUUGAGGAGGUCUACGCUGUCGGUCACAGGGCGGCCGGGCGAGUGUUGCUGCCUUCAUCCCCCACGCGAAUGGCCGCGUGUGACCCCAUCCUCAUGGACAACUUUCUACAGGUUGCGGGGAUCCACGUCAACUGCUUGUCUGAAACGGAUGAGGACGAGGUCUUUGUAUGUAGCUCCGUCGGUGAAGUGUCACUGGGCAGUCGAUAUCUCAACAGGGACGCUGCAACUCCACAGGCGUGGACUGUUUACUCCACCUAUGAGCGCGAGUCGGGGAAACGGGUGACGUGCGAUGUAUUUGCCCUAGAUGAAGAUCGCAUGCUCGCGGUGACCAUCAUGUCAGCCACGUUUACGAGUGUGUCGAUCCAGUCUCUCAAGCGGACGUUGAGUAGGCUGAACGGGCAUUCCAGCUCAUUGGGACAACAUGAGCCUCAGCUUCAGGAAAAAUUGGCACCAGCUGCACACAUCACCGUCAGCGACGACCACCAUCUUCGUGCUGUCCAAUCAAUGCUCGGUGACCUGCUGGGCGUGUCGCCUGGUGAGCUUCCCGGCAAUGCACCUCUCGCCGAGAUCGGUGUUGACUCGUUGAUGAGCACCGAGGUCCUGGCCGAGGUGGAUAAACGCUUUGGGGUCAAUAUAACCAACACCGAACUGGCAGACAUCGCAGAUGUUCGUGGUCUCGCCCACCGCAUUUCCCCAAGUUCGUCCGUGGUCCACGUCGAGACCUCUAAAGAAUCAAGUGUAGCAAACGACAUCAGCGUCGGCGGGCAGCAGCCGAUCAUCGAGUCUCCCCCCGUCACGCACCAGGAGGAUUCGCCCCGGUUUGCAGACAGGGCCAUCACAGCCUUUGCGGCCACUCGGGGAAGCACAAAGUACAUUGACCUUACACAAUUUUCUGCCUUCUGCACAUCAGUUUAUCCUCAACAAAUGCGGCUCGUCACAGCAUAUGUGGCCGAGGCGUUCCAGGCGCUUGGUGCGAACCUCGAGUCGAUGUUGCCCGGCCAGAGCAUCCCAAGUCUUGCAAUCCUCCCGCAACACAACCAGGUGCUAGGGCAGCUAAUCGGAGUGCUCGAAUACGCUGGUCUUGUCGAGCAAAAGAGUACAGGCCUUUUUCGCACCGGCAAACCAGUGGAUGUUGGUCCCUCUGCGGUCCUGCACCAGACGAUCCUCGGCGACUAUCCCCAGCACGCUUCGGAGCACAAGCUGCUGCGCACAACUGGCGCACGGUUGGCCGAAUGCCUCACGGGUACAGCUGAUCCCUUGUCACUUCUCUUCCAGGAUGCACAGGCUCGCGCUCUAAUGCAAGAUGUGUAUUCGAACGCGCCCAUGUUUAAAGCCGCCACGAUGCAGUUGGCGCAGUACCUCCAGGACUUGUUGCUUGACUCUGGAUGCGACAGGGAGAUUGAAAUCCUGGAAAUCGGAGCUGGCACCGGCGGCACAACUGCUUUUCUUGUUUCGCAGCUUGCAGCAAUGCCCGGGGUGAAAUUCAAGUACACUUUUACAGACCUAUCCUCAUCGCUGGUUACUUUGGCACGCAAAAGGUUCGGCUCAUACUCGUUCAUGCGAUACUCGACCCUCGAUAUAGAGAAGAUGCCCCGCGACGAACUGCUUGGGAAGUACGAUAUCAUUCUAUCAUCGAACUGUAUCCAUGCCACGCGCAGCCUGGCUGCCUCGUGUAUGCACAUUCGGAAAAUGCUGCGACCUCACGGUCUCCUCUGUCUGAUUGAGCUGACCCGGAAUCUGCCCUGGUUCGACCUCGUCUUUGGUCUCCUGGGAGGGUGGUGGCUGUUCAACGACGGCCGCUCCCAUGCACUGGCCAACGAGAGUCUUUGGGAUACAAGGCUCCGAGAAGCAGGGUUCAACUGGGUGGACUGGACGGACAACCCGUUGGAAGAGUCCGAUAUCCUGCGCCUGAUUGUCGCUUCGCCCACAAUGGCAUCUCCUCCGUUACCCGUGAAACAGCCCAUUACGCCUGCCCGGGUCGAGACGGUGAGAUACGGCGAAAGGGCUGGCGUGCAGCUGAUGGCAGACAUUUACUACCCUCACACCGUGGACGCAAAGGGAACCAAACGUCCAAUUGCUCUGCUCAUCCACGGCGGCGGCCACAUUAUGCUCUCUCGAAAGGAUAUCCGGCCUUACCAAGUGGAUCUUCUUCUCGACGCAGGAUUCCUGCCUGUCAGUAUCGAUUAUCGCCUGUGCCCCGAAGUCUCCCUGCUCGAAGGCCCCAUGCCGGACGUCCGGGAUGCUCUCGCCUGGGCACGCGCCGACCUUCCACGUCAAUCCCUAAGCCGGACCGACAUUCAGCCCGACGGCGAUCGCGUUGUGGCAGUCGGUUGGUCCACUGGAGGGCACCUCGCCAUGACCCUCUCUUGGACUGCUCCCGAACACGGCAUCCUUCCGCCGCAGGCCAUUCUCGCCUUCUACAGUCCCACAGACUAUACCGAUCCAUUCUGGACGACACCGAAUUUCCCUUACGCCGGGGCGGUCUCGGAAGAAGAUACCAAGUUGACACGACCUCUCGACGCGCUCCGCGACAGUCCCAUCACCGCGUACAACCCCCCAGCCAACAAGCACGCCCUGGGCGGAUGGAUGGCACCCAGCGAUCCCCGCAGUCAAAUUGCCCUGUAUAUGAACUGGACGGGCCAGGCGCUUCCAGUACUAUUCAACGGGUGCAACUACAAGAAGCUCGCUGCUGCCAAGGGCCCUACCACCAGCGAAGUUAUCCUCCCAGCACCUCCGCUGGCCGAUGUCCAGCGCGCCUGUCCGCUCUCACAGAUCGUCGCGGGCCGCUACAAAACGCCUACUUUCUUGAUCCAUGGUGGCUUGGACGACCUUAUCCCUGUGCAACAGGCUGAGCGUACCCAGGAUGCCAUGCGCGCUGCAGGAGUAGAAUCUACCCUCCGGGUUGUGCAGGGGGGCCUGCAUCUGUUUGACCUUGGGAUCGAUAUAUCCGCGGUGGAUGAAGACGGACCAAGGGCCGUGCGUGAAGGCUACGAGUUUUUGAGGCAGCAUGUUGCCGUCUAG